UCUCUUACAGAAUAUUUAACCCUUCCAGCGCACUGGCUUACAUCAACCCAACAGUAGUAAAUUGAACCUCGCAACUUUAUAUGAUCUCAAAAUGCUUCAUCUGGCCGCCGGACUCAUUUGCGUCUAUGCGUGUGUAGUUGUCUAUGGGCAAGAUGAAAAGGGAGAGCGUUUUCUUUGUACAGCUGUUCCCAUUGACAAGGAUACAAGUUGCCCCGUGCAGACUCUGCCUUUUCAAAGUGCUACGGGUCAGGAGGAAGAACUGAGAAAUACUGUCAUGCAACUUCGAGAGACGAUCUUACAACAAAAGGAGACAAUUGUCAAUCAAUUAGGAACGAUAAAGGAGCUGACGUCUAAACUGUCACGCUGUGAGUCUGAUAUUGAGUCCUUUCGGGAAAACAACAAGGACACGAUGGAUGAUGUGCCUAAAGACCCGAAUGACACCAUUGACGUUCUUGGAAAAACAAUGCAGAGUCUAAAGGAUCGAUUAGAAAAUCUAGAGCAACAACAAAUACGGGCCAAUAUCUCUGGUGCUUCUUUCCCUAAUGAGCUGAGAACUCUACUGCAGCGUAGACUGGAGGAUCUGGAGAAUCAACUGCUGAAGAAGGUCAAUGAUCUUGAGGCAGAGAAGUCUCAGCUAUAUAAUGAUACAGCAGCUCAUCACCAGCGCACAGACAAUACCCUCAACUCUCUCAUGAACAGGAUCUCUGAAUUAGAAAAAGGAGGAGCUGGAUUCAAAUCACCAGAGAGUUUCAAAAUCUCUCUUCCUCUACGAACUAAUUAUCUUUUUGGACAAGUAAAGAAAAGCCUGCCAGAAAUGUACGCCUUCACUAUUUGCAUGUGGCUCAAGUCAAGUGCAAGUCCUGGCAUUGGAACCCCUUUUUCCUAUGGAGUUCCUGGGCAAGCAAAUGAGAUUGUACUGAUUGAAUGGGGCAAUAACCCCGUAGAACUGAUCAUCAAUGACAAGGUGGUGCAACUGCCUCUAUCACUGAGUGAUGGUAGAUGGCACCAUGUCUGCAUCACUUGGACUACCAGGGAUGGGCUGUGGGAAGCCUACCAGGAUGGCCAACGGUUGGGCUCAGGAGAGAACCUGGCCCCCUGGCACCCUAUCAAGCCUGGUGGAGUCCUUAUCCUUGGACAAGAGCAGGAUGUAGUAGGGGGUCGCUUUGAUGCCAACCAGGCCUUUGUGGGGGAUCUGAGUCACUUUAACAUCUGGGAUCGGGUCCUGCGCUCCACGGAUAUCAUCGCCAUGUCAAACUGCUCAUCCUACAUCUCUGGGAAUGUGGUGGCCUGGGUUGACAGUAAUAUAGAGGUGUUUGGUGGUGCUUCGAAAUUGCCACUUAAGCUUUGUGAAGACCAGCUCUUUGACAGUUAAAGAUGUUUGUGGAUAUUAUAGAGAUAUAUUAUAUCCUUUCAUCCUCAUUAAAGAUUCACUCAAACCAGAAGUGGAGGACCUUGUUUAGCUAAAUCAACUUAAACAAUAUAUUUAACUUGUAUAUGUUCUUCAAUAACAACAUACAGAUAAAUGUAAUUGCCGGAGUGGAGCAAAUUUUAGUUGAUAUAGUUGAUAUUUGUGGCUAAAGGAAAUUACCCAUAUAAGAAACUAAUGAAUCAGUACCAUGGUACUGUCAUGGUAUCAGAUGGUACUCAUGGUGUUAUCAUAUCUAUAAUAUACAUAUGAAACAUAUCAGAUUAAUGAAUGAUUCCCAAUUGCAUACUAUGCUAAUUACAUGGUACUCCAAGAAAUGUCAAAGAAUUCACUACCAAAACAUUUUUAUGGUACUUUUUUGUAAGUGUAAUUACUCUUUCACAUUCACACAUGCGUGCGCACAUACACGCACACAUACAGUCUUGCUGACAAGAAUCCCUUCUUUUUAUUUUACCUGUCACUUUAUGACCCCUCUGUUCUCACAACUUGUUGGUGUACACACAGAAGCACACACACACACACAUAUACAUAUUAUCCUGCUAGAACAUGCUUGCAGAUUUUGUAUAUUAAAAGAGAGCAUUGUCACUUUUUUCAGUUCGCACAUCCUUGUGGCCCUACGGAAUUUAAGAGCCAAAGCUAACAUGCUAACUUUUCAUUACAAAGCUGUAUUUGACUUUGAUUGAAAUAAGAAAAAGGGUACACACGGUAUAAGAAAGACUACUUUUGGACCUUGUGUUGUUCAAUUCAAAGAUUUGAAACAGAGAAUGGGUGAAAACAUAUUUACAGUGGCCCUUUACUUGUAUAGUUGUACACUUUAGCAUUAGCACAACUGUGAAAGUGACAAUUUUGUGUUAAUGCACCAUACUGUACAUUCCUUUAAAAAUGUCAUAGGCUUAUAAUUUAUGUAAGAAUAUUGAGAUGACACUCUUUUUAGAGUCUAAACCCCAUCUUUGUUUAAAUGUUUACACUGAUUGAAAACCCCAUUGAAGGUUAUAAAUGCUCUAAAGACUCUCUAUUCGGAAGAAGCAUAAUGAAAUGUGAA
Xyrauchen texanus (razorback sucker) is the source of this 2468-nucleotide messenger RNA. Its product is annotated as neuronal pentraxin-2-like. The record is from RefSeq and is a predicted model, not a curated record. NCBI's taxonomy places the organism in Eukaryota, Metazoa, Chordata, Actinopteri, Cypriniformes, Catostomidae. The coding region runs from base 92 to 1372 and encodes 426 amino acids. The transcript has 5 exons.